Molecule: messenger RNA, 1209 nt
Organism: Oldenlandia corymbosa var. corymbosa
Lineage: Eukaryota; Viridiplantae; Streptophyta; Magnoliopsida; Gentianales; Rubiaceae
Source: the annotation of a GenBank genome assembly
CAAUGAGGUACGUACUUACUUAUUCAACUGAACCUUCUAACAACACUAUAAAUAAUCCCUUAUGCAGUUAUGCUCCAUUUCAAUUCACAGAGAUAAAUCCUAAUCAAAUUCCAAAAAAAGGGAAAAAAGUAAAAAUGGUAGCCAAAAAUAGUUCCUUAGUUUUCGUUUUCUCCAUCUUACUUCUUGUGGUGGUGGGUUCAUUCCCACAACUCAUUUCCGGCCAAAACUGUGGUUGCAAUGGCCUGUGCUGCAGCCAGUACGGCUACUGUGGCACCGGAAACGACUACUGCGGCGACGGCUGUCAGGAGGGUCCUUGUUACUCAUCAGGUGGUGGUGGUUCUGGUGUUGCUGAUAUAGUGACUGAUCCUUUCUUCAACGGGAUUGCGAACCAAGCCGAUUCGAGCUGCGAGGGAAAAGGGUUCUACACUCGAUCCGCGUUUCUUAACGCCGCCAAUUCGUAUCCUGGAUUUGGAACCACUGGUUCUUCCGAUGAUGCUAAGAGGGAAAUUGCUGCUUUCUUUGCUCAUGCCACUCAUGAGACUGGACAUUUUUGCUACAUAAAUGAGAUAAAUGGUGCCACAAGGGAUUAUUGUGACGAAACAAAUACUCAAUAUCCAUGUGUACAAGGGCAGGGUUACUAUGGAAGAGGUCCUCUCCAACUAUCAUGGAAUUUCAACUAUGGUCCAGCUGGAAACAGUAUUGGUUUCGAUGGUUUAGGGAAUCCAGGUAUUGUGGCACAAGACAAUGUGAUUUCAUUCAAAACUGGGUUGUGGUUUUGGAUGAAUAAUUGCCAUUCCGUCAUCAAUUCUCAAGGAUUUGGGGCUACAAUCCAGGCAAUUAACGGUGCGAUCGAAUGUAGUGGUGGAAAUACAGCUGCUGUUAAUGCUAGGGUUGGGUAUUAUACUGAUUAUUGUAACCAACUCGGUGUUAAUCCCGGUCCUAAUCUCUAUUGCUAAGCUGCACUAUUCUUGGCUAAAAACAAUCUUAAUUUAGGCACAAUAAAAAUAAUUUCCUUUGGAGUUAUCUUCUUCGAUAAUCCAAAAUCCAAAUAAAACUGUGCUCAGAUUCCGGUUAUAAAAUAAUAUAAGAAAAUUAUUAUUUUAGAAUUUCAUCCUUUUUUUCUAAUAUCUAACGUUAUGUAUUUCAAAUAAAUACUCCCUAAAUGCGGAAAAAAAUAAAAAUUCUAUUGGAUUAAAAUAAUAACAAGGC